UGGAAAAGAGGUUACGGAUAAGCUUUUGCGGGCGACGACGAUGUCGAUAGGAACUGCUGCUCACCUCCACCUCAACGUCAACUUCACUCCUUACUGUCUUCUCCGUCACUGGCCAAGAAACAAAGUCCUCGCCGGUUAUCGGCCUGUUUCAUGUGCUAUGGAACGGCAAGCGCUCUUUAACCGCAUCGCUCCUGUAUACGAUAAUUUGAACGAUUUGUUGAGCUUGGGGCAGCACCGUGUGUGGAAAAGAAUGGCUGUCUCCUGGAGUGGAGCAACAGAGGGAGACUGCGUGUUGGAUUUGUGUUGUGGAAGUGGGGAUUUAGCGUUUCUUUUGUCUCAGAAGGUUGGCUCUGAAGGCAAGGUGACUGGUCUUGACUUCUCAAAGGACCAAUUAUUUGUUGCAGCAUCUCGACAAGACUUGCUUUGGAAGGCUUCCUACAAGAACAUAGUGUGGAUUGAAGGUGAUGCACUUGACUUACCAUUUCCAGACAGUUACUUCGACGCAAUAACUGUCGGCUAUGGGCUACGCAAUCUGGUAGAUAGAACUAAAGCCAUCAAGGGGAUGUUUCGAGUCCUAAAACCAGGUGCUAGAGUUUCCAUUCUGGACUUCAACAAGAGCUCACAACAGUUUACUUCCACCGUUCAGGAAUGGAUGAUUGAUAAUGUUGUCAUUCCAGUGGCAAGCCGUUAUGGCCUCGCUGAAGAGUACACAUACUUGAAAAGUUCAAUUAGGGAAUUCUUAACAGGAAAAGAGUUGGAGAAGCUUGCUUUGGAAGCAGGAUUUUCUGAUGCCAAGCAUUAUGAGAUUAGUGGAGGCCUUAUGGGGAACUUGGUAGCAACUCGUUAGAUUGUAUUUUCACUUGUUCUCUCUGCAACUUCACAGCCUCAUUGGGUGAAAGAAUAUAAAUAUUGCCAAUGGUGCUAUGUGAUAAGCAAGAAAAUGGGUGUGAAUUUAUCUUUGGGAAUUCUUGGUAUUUUCCCUAUUUUUAUUUGGGUGACUAUUGUGGUGGGAGCAAUUUUUAGUCUCAUUUGAAAUGCUUCCUUUGAACUUCAAAGCUGUGUAAUAUGCACUAUUUAUUUCAGAGAAAUUUGAAAUAAAAUCUUAAUUCAUUUUCUGCUCGU
Molecule: messenger RNA, 1122 nt
Organism: Telopea speciosissima
Lineage: Eukaryota; Viridiplantae; Streptophyta; Magnoliopsida; Proteales; Proteaceae
Product: 2-phytyl-1,4-beta-naphthoquinone methyltransferase, chloroplastic-like
Exons: 8
Coding region: 41-847 (268 amino acids)
Biological process (GO): phylloquinone biosynthetic process
Molecular function (GO): 2-phytyl-1,4-naphthoquinone methyltransferase activity
Source: RefSeq, a predicted model, not a curated record